AUGGGGUGGGGCGGGAGAAGACGGCAGCUGGGGCGGUGGCGAGACCUGGAGCGUGGAUCCGUGCCCCUCCUCCCCGGGCCACUGCCUCCUCUUCCUCCUCCUCCGGGUUGGGGACCUGAGGGAGGGAGGGUCUCCAUCUUCUCUCUGGCCCCUGCCCCUCACACAAAAAGCACCCCUUCCUCAGUUCCUUCUUCAGCCCCGGGGCCCCCCUACCCAGCGGUGCAGGCCCCAGGGUCUUCUCAGCCUCGCUCUAGUACCCUCCCCACUCCCGCUACCCCCGCCACGCAGCCCCGGCCUGCAAUGACGCCCAUCUCUGCUCCCCCUUCCUGGGGGUCCCACUCUGCCCCUCCCCCACGUCGAUGCCCCCAGGACCCUCCUGGGCUGCGGAAAGGCCCUCUAAUCCCUGAGCAGGUUUAUGAGCGGCUGGAUGACUGUGACCCUGAGGGGUCCCAAGAUUCAGCCCUCCAUGGGGAGGAACAGCAGCCCCUGCUUCAUGUGCCUGAAGGGCUCCGAGGCUCCUGGCACCACGUCCAGAACCUGGACAGCUUCUUCACCAAGAUCUACAGCUACCACCAGAGGAGUGGCUUUGCCUGUAUCCUGCUGGAGGAUGUCUUCCAGCUGGGACAAUUCAUUUUCAUUGUCACCUUCACAACCUUCCUUCUUCACUGUGUGGAUUACAGCGUUCUCUUUGCCAACCAACCAAAUAACCGAACAAGACCUGGGUCGCUCCACAGCAAAGUGACCUUGUCAGAUGCUAUCCUACCCUCAUCCCAGUGUGCCCAGCAGAUCCGCUCCAGCCCCCUGCUGGUCUUCCUGCUCAUCCUGGCUGCUGCCUUCUGGCUGUUCCAGCUGCUUCGCUCGGUCUGCAAACUCUUCAGCUACUGGGACAUCCAGGUGUUUUACAGGGAGGCCCUGGACAUCCCCCCAGAGGAGCUCAGCUCGGUGCCCUGGGCAGAGGUGCAGUCCCGCCUCCUGGCGCUGCAGAGGAGCGGGGGGCUGUGCGUGCAGCCGAGGCCGCUGACGGAGCUGGACGUCCACCACCGCAUCCUGCGCUACACCAACUACCAGGUGGCGCUGGCCAACAAGGGCCUGCUGCCGGCCCGCUGCGCCGUGCCCUGGGGAGGCAGCGCGGCCUUCCUCAGCCGCGGCCUGGCGCUCAACGUCGAUCUGCUCCUCUUCCGCGGGCCCUUCUCGUUCUUCCGCGGCGGCUGGGAGCUGCCCGACGCCUACAAGCGCAGCGACCGGCGGGCCGCCCUGGCCGCGCGCUGGCGGCGCACGGUGCUGCUGCUGGCGGCCGUCAACCUGGCGCUGAGCCCGCUGGUGCUGGCCUGGCAGCUGCUGCACGCCUUCUACAGCCGCGCGGAGGUGCUGCGGCGCGAGCCCGGCGCGCUGGGGACGCGCCGCUGGUCCCGCCUGGCCCGCCUGCAGCUGCGCCACUUCAACGAGCUGCCGCACGAGCUGCGCGCGCGCCUGGCCCGCGCCUACUGCCCCGCCGCCGCCUUCCUGCGCGCCGCCGCGCCCCCCGCGCCCCUGCUCGCGCUGCUGGCCCGCCAGCUCGUCUUCUUCGCCGGCGCGCUCUUCGCCGCGCUGCUCGUGCUCACCGUCUACGACGAGGACGUGCUCUCCGUGGAGCACGUGCUCACCGCCAUGACCGCGCUCGGGAUUGUGGCCACCGUGGCCAGGUCUUUCAUUCCGGGUGAGCAGGGCCAAGGGCGUCCGCCGCAAAUCCUGCUGCCGGCGGCCUUGGCGCACAUGCACUACCUCCCGGAGGAGACCGGCCCUGCCGGCAGGACCAGCGCUUACCGGCAGAUGGCGCGGCUGUUGCAAUACCGAGCGGUCUCCCUCGCGGAGGAGCUGCUGUCGCCUCUCCUCACCCCACUGUUUCUGCUCUUCUGGUUUCGCCCUCGCGCCUUGGAGAUUAUUGACUUUUUUCGUCACUUCACUGUAGAUGUGGCCGGGGUUGGGGACAUCUGUUCCUUUGCUCUUAUGGAUGUGAAGCGCCAUGGCCACCCUCAGUGGCUCUCGGAGGGAGAGACUGAGGCUUCACUGUCUGAGCGUGCCGAGGACGGGAAGACUGAGCUCUCACUGAUGAGGUUCUCCCUGCUUCAUCCACAAUGGUGCCCCCCAGGCCACAGCUCCAAGUUCCUGGGGCACCUUCGAGGCCGGGUGCAACAAGACGCGGCCGCCUGGGGCGCCAGCUCGGUUCGCAGCACCCCCAGCCCCGGGAUCCUCAGCAACUCUGCCUCCCCUCUGCAGGAGGCCUUCCCAGCCAACCUCUCGAUGCAGCCCCUCGUGCCCCCCCAGGACCUGAGCCCCAUAGUCCCCUGCCCAGCUGCAGCCACGGCCAGCCUCCUGGCCUCCAUUUCCCGAAUGACCCAGGACUCAAGCUGUGUGUCCCCAGGAGGCAUUGGGGGCCAGAAGCUGGCCCAGCUCCCAGAGCUUGCGUCUGCUGAGAUGAGUCUCCACGCCAUUUACCUGCACCAGCUCCAUUGGCGGCAGCAGCAGGAACUGUGGGGCGAGGCUUCACCCUCCUCCCUGUCCAGGCCCUGGUCCAGCCCGCCGCAGACACUCUCACCGGAGGAGGAGAAGCCAUCCUGGUCCAGUGAUGGCUCCAGUCCUGCUUCCAGCCCCAGACAGCAGUGGAGAACCCAGAGGACCCGGAAUCUGUUCCCUGGAGGGUUUCAGGAGCCCACAGACACCCAGAAGGAGCCUGGCCAGGCCACUAGCACUGACUGAGAGGGCUGCUCACGGUUCCCUGGCUUCUUCUCCAGCCACAGGAGAUCGGACGAGGUAGAGUGGAAGGGCACGCCGAGCCCUCUUUAAAGACCCCCAUGGAUGCUUUAGCUGGGCAGAACUUGGGAGUCAAUGACGGACUCGCUCCGGAGAAGAGAGAAACGGUAGGAGAGGAGAUGCCCAAGGCAUCGGGAAACAUGUCUUAGAGACAGUCCUCACAUGGAGGGGCUAAGAGACAACUAUCUGUCCUGGAGUGGUUGCCUGGGAAGAAGUUCCCAAGGGACCUCAAGUUGGAGGGCAGAGCCAAGAUGGAGGCCAAGCUACACAUAAGGGAGCCAUGAGGGACUGGACCCGAAAGGCAGUAGGUUCUUUAGACACAUCUGGACUUUAGGUUCCCGUGGGACUUGUGGAAGGGCAUGGGGACCGUGAGUGGAAAGACUAGAGAGGCCUGAUGUUUUUGGAGUUCACGUUGGUGUGACCUCUGAGGAAGCGGGUCUGGCCCCUCAUCCCGUCUGAAACAAGCAGUAAAGUUUGCUGACGGCUGUGCUGCACAUCUUUGUGACCUUAGUCCUGGAAUCCCCACUCCUGUCAGCUGACGACUGCACCUGCUUCUCAGUCCAGAUCAGGGGAGCAACACAGAAGAACUGCCCGUGAUUGGCUGGAAACCACCACUGUUCUCCAGGACUCCCUGUCAAAGAAUUACCACCUCCACACUGCACAAGUUCAAAGACAAAGCUUGUCAUUCAUUCUGUAACUGUAAUUGACAGCGCUGGGUUAGGCAUCUUAGUAGCUCUCAUAACUUCUGAUCUGGUCUCUUAUGGUGAAUCU
This is a messenger RNA of Eubalaena glacialis (North Atlantic right whale), 3561 nucleotides long. It is a transcript of the gene ATG9B, whose product is annotated as autophagy related 9B. The transcript is spliced from 15 exons. Gene Ontology annotation, cellular component: autophagosome; phagophore assembly site. The record is from RefSeq and is a predicted model, not a curated record. Lineage: Eukaryota; Metazoa; Chordata; Mammalia; Artiodactyla; Balaenidae. Bases 1 to 2736 code for a protein of 911 amino acids. Gene Ontology annotation, biological process: autophagy of mitochondrion; protein localization to phagophore assembly site.